CGAUGGAGUUUUGGCAAUAACUAUAAUGGAUCGAUUAGGAGAUUCCUAAUUUAAUGCAAAAUAUUAUAUUUUAGAAAAACAUCUAAUGGGAUUUUAUAUUUUAGAAGAACAUAUCGAUAAGGAGAUUCCCAUUUGAUAUUAUUCUAAAACCUAAACGUUAAAAAACCAAAUAUACACGCAUAACAACUGAAUACACCGAUACAUUUCCGUCAGCAGAACCACGCAUUCAGUUCCCUUAUUAUUCUUCGUCUUCAACGUAAUUGCCCUUUUCUUAUCAGCUAAGCAUAUUCAAUUAGCGUGCUUAAUCUGCGAUCAGGUGAGUUUCCAAAUGGCGGAGAAUGUGAAAGGAUCGAAGCUUCCCAUGGAAGGAAAGCGUAACAUCCUUAUCACAAGUGCCUUGCCUUACGUUAAUAAUGUUCCUCACCUCGGCAAUAUCAUCGGAUGUGUGUUAAGUGCUGAUGUGUUUGCUCGGUACUGUCGACUUCGGGGUUACAAUGCUAUUUACAUUUGUGGCACUGAUGAGUAUGGAACAGCCACAGAAACUAAAGCCAUGGAAGAAAAUUGCUCCCCCAAAGAAAUUUGUGACAAAUACCAUGCUAUUCACAAGGAGGUCUACAAUUGGUUCAAUAUAAGUUUUGAUGAAUUUGGGCGGACGUCAUGCCCUCAGCAAACUGAAGUUUGUCAUGCAAUUUUUAAAAGUAUAUAUGACAAGUGGCUCUCCGAGAACACAAUACAGCAGCUUUACUGCGACAGUUGUGAAAGAUUCUUAGCUGAUAGGCUUGUGGAGGGUACCUGCCCGACUCAGGGGUGCAAAUAUGAUUCUGCUCGAGGAGACCAAUGUGAGAAAUGUGGAAAGCUUCUAAAUCCGACAGAAUUGAAAAAUCCCAGAUGCAAGGUUUGUGAGAAACCUCCUCGUAUUCGCGAUACAGACCACUUGUUUCUUGAACUCCCCUUAUUGAAAGAUAGAUUGGAAAAAUACAUCAGUGAGAUGUCCGUGGUCGGUGGAUGGAGUCAGAAUGCUAUCCAAACAACAAAUUCGUGGCUUAGAGAAGGAUUAAGGUCCCGUUGUAUUACAAGGGAUCUAAAGUGGGGGGUUUCUGUUCCACAUGAAAAAUACAGCGACAAGGUUUUCUAUGUUUGGUUUGAUGCUCCUAUUGGAUAUGUCUCAAUUACUUCGUGCUACACACGUGAUUGGGAGAAAUGGUGGAAAAAUCCAGAGAAUGUGGAGUUGUAUCAAUUUAUGGGCAAGGACAAUGUGCCAUUUCAUACAGUGAUGUUUCCAUCUACUCUACUUGCAACCGGUGAAAAUUGGACUUUAAUGAAGACUAUUAGCGUUACUGAAUACUUGAAUUAUGAAGCAGGGAAGUUUUCUAAGAGCAAAGGUAUCGGGGUAUUUGGUAAUGAUGUGAAAGAUACUAACAUUCCAGUUGAAGUAUGGAGAUAUUACUUACUCACAAAUAGGCCUGAGGUAUCAGAUACAUUAUUUACAUGGCCUGACUUGCAAGCUAAAUUAAACAGUGAGUUGCUGAAUAAUUUGGGCAACUUCAUUCACCGGGUUUUGAGUUUUAUUGCCAAGCCUGCAGGUCGAGGAUAUGAUUCUGUUAUUCCCUCUAUUCCUGAUGAUGUAAGUGGCGAAUCCCAUAUUCAGACCAAAAUAUUUGCUGAUAAAGUUGUGGCAUAUAUAGACCAAUACAUAGAAGCAAUGGAGAAGGUUAAACUUAAGCAAGGAUUGAAAACUGCAAUGAGCAUAUCCAGCGAAGGAAAUGCAUAUCUGCAGGAAGCUGAAUUCUGGCGCCUUUACAAGGAAAAUAGACCUCUUUGCUCCCUUGUCAUGAAAACUGCAGUUGGGAUUGUGUAUCUUCUUGCUUGUUUGUUAGAACCUUUUAUCCCAUCUUUCACUCGUGAAGUAUUUAAGCAGCUAAAUUUGCCUGCGGUGACACAUGUCUCACUUUGUCAAGACAAAGGAGAUAUUGAUAGGGUAAAAAGACCCUGGGAUAUCAUAAGUGCUGGUCAUAAAAUUGGAACACCCGAGCCAUUGUUCAGGGAACUUAAAGAUGAAGAAGUGGAGUUCUAUAGGAAGAAGUUUGCAGGAAGUCAAGCUGAUAGGACUGUGCGGGCAGAGGCCGAAGCUGAAAAUGUUGCUGGGCAGUUGAAGAAAACGAAACUUUCAAUAAUUGGAAAAGAGGAAAUUAGUCUUAACCCCUAGAGAAAAACAGAUAUAUUCUUGCUUCUUUAGUUCCGUGAUGGACAUAUAUCCAGCUAGUUAAACUUAUACUUUGAGGAAUAAAUCAAUAACCGUUCUUAUAAGACAUAAGUGGAAGCAGUUUGUAAUUUUUAAUGAAGUGAUUUGGAAGUUGAAUUUUAA
Molecule: messenger RNA, 2365 nt
Organism: Glycine soja
Lineage: Eukaryota; Viridiplantae; Streptophyta; Magnoliopsida; Fabales; Fabaceae
Product: methionine--tRNA ligase, cytoplasmic-like
Exons: 14
Coding region: 329-2206 (625 amino acids)
Biological process (GO): methionyl-tRNA aminoacylation
Cellular component (GO): cytosol; aminoacyl-tRNA synthetase multienzyme complex
Molecular function (GO): ATP binding; methionine-tRNA ligase activity
Source: RefSeq, a predicted model, not a curated record